Molecule: messenger RNA, 1656 nt
Organism: Trichoderma aggressivum f. europaeum
Lineage: Eukaryota; Fungi; Ascomycota; Sordariomycetes; Hypocreales; Hypocreaceae
Exons: 1
Coding region: 1-1656 (551 amino acids)
Biological process (GO): protein deubiquitination; spliceosomal complex assembly; mRNA processing
Molecular function (GO): cysteine-type deubiquitinase activity; zinc ion binding
Source: RefSeq, a predicted model, not a curated record
AUGUCUAAACGACAAGCUUCCGAAGCUCUCGACGAGCUUCAGGACGUCGCAUCGCCCGCGUCCAAGCGAUCUCGAAUGGGCGACUUCGACUCGCCCCUCGCAAACAGCCACGGCGAUGCGCAAAGCCCCGAGCAAGACGGAGAUGCAAGAAACGGCCGUCUGGACGAUGAAGACAGCGAAGGAUCCAAUGAAGAAGACGAUGAAGUGCCCAUUCCGGCUCCUGUUCGGCAAUCGGGCCCGGCCGACGGAUACGACGACCUCUAUCUCGACACCAUCGACCGCAACGUCCUCGACUUUGACUUUGAGAAGCUGUGCUCCGUGUCUCUCUCCAACAUCAACGUCUACGCAUGCCUCGUCUGCGGCAAAUACUUUCAAGGCCGCGGCGUAAAGUCCCACGCCUACUUCCACUCCCUCGACGAGGACCACCACGUCUACAUCAACCUCGAGACGCAAAAAGUCUACGUCUUGCCCGAGGGCUACGAGGUCAAGAGCAAGUCGCUCGACGACAUCAAAUACGUCUCCGACCCUAGGUACACCAAGAACGAAGUCAUCCAGCUGGACCGUCGCGUCAACCACGUCAGCUGGACGCUCGACGGCAAGGAGUACACGCCAGGGUUCGUCGGCAUGAACAACAUCAAGGAGAACGACUACCUCAACGUCGUAGUGCAGGCGCUGUCACACGUCUCUCCGCUGCGCAACUACUUCCUGCUGGAGGACUUUUCCAAAAAAUCCGAGCUCGUCAAGAGAUGCAGCAUCCUGUUCCGCAAGAUCUGGAACCCGCGCGCCUUCAAAUCCCACGUCUCACCACACGAGCUUCUCCAGGAAAUCGCCCUCCUCUCCAACAAACGCUUCACCCUCACGAACCAGUCAGAUCCCGUCGAGUUCCUCUCGUGGUUCCUCAACAAUCUCCACCUCGGCCUCGGUGGCAGCAAGACGAAGCCGGGCAGCUCCAUGAUACAGCGCACGUUCCAAGGCAAGCUCAAGGUCGAAUCCCAGGCCAUCACCGCCCGUGCCGAUGCAGGCGAUCGUCUGCGCUUCGAAGAGGCCGCCGAAGUCAAGGUCGACAUUGUGCGCUUCCUCUUCCUGACGCUCGACUUACCGUCUGCCCCGCUGUUCCAGGACGAGCUGGAAAAGAACAUCAUCCCGCAGGUUCCCCUGAGCACCAUCCUGACUAAAUACGAUGGCAAGCGGGCGCAAGAGCACCACGCACAGCGAAAACGCUACCGCCUGCUGCAUCCGCUCCCGCCGUAUCUCUUGCUUCACGUCAAGCGCUUUUCACAGAACAAGUUCGUCUCCGAGCGAAACCCCACAAUCGUCACUUUUGACGCGAGGAAUCUCGACGUUUCGCCGUACGUGGAGCCCAAUCCAAAAGAAUGGCCCGUGGGUGAGCCCAUAUGGUACGAUCUCGUUGCCAACGUCGUCCAUGAGGCGGUCCGCAAGAGGGAGGAUGUUGCGGACAGCGGCGAGGAGAAGAAGACCUGGAAGGUUCAGAUCAAGGACAAAGCCACGGGCGAGUGGGUUGUGUGCCAGGACUUGUUCGUCGACAAGGUACAGAGCGAGCUGCUGUAUCUCGGAGAGACAUAUCUACAAAUCUGGGAGCGAAGAAGAGUGCCCACCAAGACAGCAGGAUCGGGAAAAGGAAAAGGAACAGCGUAA